AUUGUAAAUACAAGAAAAUUUGCCUGUCUACAGAGAGAGACAGAGAGACAGAGAGACAGAGAGCACCAUAGAUGGUAAAGCUGUGAUGUAAAGUCUCUUCUUUGUGGUUUGAUUUCAGUGUUUCAGAUAUAAAAUGGUUCAGUUGCUUCUGUCUGAACCAAGCUGGAGCGAUGGUGGAGAUGAAGACUCUGUCAAGCUUAGAAUUUCUCUCUUAAAUAAGUUGGAAUCAAUUAUCUGUUCAUUGAUUUCAUCAAGAGCUCGGUCUGAGGCUCGAGUAUGGCUUUGCAAUGCUAUGGCGGGCAUAAGAUCUAUCAUGCCCCGCCAUCAGCGUGACUUAUUUGUUGACCUAUUUAGGUCUAAGCCAUGGAAGCGUGGCCUAGCUGCUCAACUGUGGCGGAUGAUUUUUGAGAAGAUGCCACACAAAGCAGGGAAAAUUAUAGCCAAGAAAAGUUAUAUGCUUGAGAAUUUCUUUAAAGGAAAUCCAACACGUAUAAUGCAUUGGUUUUCUAAUUUUUCGACUGGUGGUGGAUUGGAGACUAGAAAAGGUGCUAAGGCAUUAUCCCAAUUUGCCUUUGUGAAUCGGGACAUUUGUUGGGAGGAACUUGAAUGGCAAGGAAAACAUGGGCAAUCACCUGCAAUGGUUGCAACAAAACCGCAUUACUUUCUUGAUUUGGAUGUCCAGAGGACAGUGGAAAAUUUCCUUGAAUAUGUGCCUGAAUUUUGGUCCUCCGAUGAGUUUGCUGAGUCACUUAAAGAUGGCGAGAUUUGUUCUAUUGAUAGAAAGUUCUUUGUAGAUGUUUUUGUUGAUCUGAUGUAUAAAGAGGAUUCAAGAAGUGUGUGGGAAGCAAUAGACGAGUUCCUAAUGGAGGAAUCUUUCUCUUCUCUCUGUCAACACCUUCUUAUUGUUAUUGAAGAGCCAGACUUCUGCCUUUUCCUGGAAUUGAUUCAUAAAUAUAUCAACCCAAAAAUGGAACAUAAGGAUUUUGGACGUUCAUCCUGUUGGCUUGAGAUUAUACUUUCUAAGUGCAGUCAUUUUGAGUCUAUUGAUCACAUACUUCUGUUAAAUGCUGUUAUUAAUCAAGGACGCCAGCUCCUACGGCUUGUACAUGAUGAAGAUACACAAGAGGAACAAGCAAAAAUAAAGGAUGUUGUGUUGCAAAUUUGCACAAUCUCAAGCAAUGCCAAUGGCUUGGCCCCAAUCUUGAAAUGCUUCAAGACAAAGACCACAGAAGUCAUAAAAUGGUUGGGUCUUCAGUCUUGGGUUCUCCAUUAUAGAUUGUCAGAGGAAUGCUUGACACCUGAGUCCUGGGAAUCUUUAUUCCUAAAUAAUGGUAUAAGUUUUCACAAAUCGGAUAAAUAUGCAUUGCUACAUGAUGAUGGAUUUGCAGAAGAAAAUGGGUCAGAUUUGGAUGAUAGGACCUCAAUCAGAGCUAGACGCAAGAAGAAAGAAAAAAGUAGAAAGAAAAGGAAGAAGAACUUUGACCAUGAUGACAUCUACGAGAAUGAGCUGUUGGAUUUUGGUACAUCCAGUGAUAGGCUGGGUUUGGGAUCUCAUACUGGAAGUUGGUUACUCAGUACUGAUGGGUACUCCACUUCAUGGAGCAGUGUGGAUUUACCAGAACACCUAUCUAAGCAUUGCUUUUCUACAUGGAUGAGUUGGAUAUUUACCAAGGCUAGCUCUGUGGCUUAGAUCUCUUGACAUGGUUUUGUGAUCUAAACUCUCAAUGGUAUGCAGCAGUGGUCUGGUUUCACCUUUGGAGAGGGUCGUCGGUGCUCGUGGAGAUCCUCAAAGGCUUUAACAUUAAGUACAUUCCUUUGGAGGAAUAAAAAAAGUAUGCCUUUCUAUUAAGGAAGUCUUCAGAUUGCUGUGUAUAAUCUCACUGAUGACUUUGGAGGUAUUGUGGAUGGUGUGGUACUUGUCAAAUGGUACGUGCAGGUUUUGAAUUACAAUUUCAUCUUGAGCUUCAUGAGUCUAAGAGAAAAGGUCCACUGAAUGAAAAUUGACAUGGUCCUGCAGGCUGAUGCUCAUUAAGAUUCCAUGGCUUCAAUCCAGCUGCAGUGAUCAGUUUUUCCCAUUCCCAUUUGUGUCAUGCAGUGCUUAGUUUUUUCAUCAUAACAAGAAUGCUUAAAGUGGCUGUGUCUUGGGCUUUAAAGUGGCCAAAUAUGCAGCUGAGAAUUUUCAACCCUCUCUUUUGGUGGGGUGGUUGGGAGGUUGCUUUGUCUAGGUAAAAUGAUGGCAAAGCAUUGAAACAGAGAAUUUUUCUCCUAUUCAUUUUAAAAUUAUGUGUUUCAUUUAAAUUGUGCCUGGUUGCAGGACAAUGUAAUGGUAGAUGGAAGUCUCCAUUGGCGAGACUCAAAAUAUAAUUGGCAGAAGCUGGAACAAUUGAGCAUCCAGAUUCCAGACAUAUUAUGAAGCUUGACGUGGGGAGCAUCUUUGCAGGAAGCUAUGCCUGAGAGCCGGUGAUGAACUUCUAUGGUAGUUGGGGUACCUGUAUUCAUUGUGUUCAAGUUUUGGUACCAUGCCACACUAUAAGGAUAUGGCAGAUAACUGUACUCCUUCCUUGUUGGGCAAGCUUAUUUGAGGAUGAAUUUUGAUCUUGUAAAUUUGUGAACAUCAUUAUGGGCACUAUUAUUGAUCAACCAUAACUCGGCCCAAGUGGGAAAACCAUUUCCAAAUUUUGAAAUGAAUAGAAACCUGUUUUCAAUUA
Vitis vinifera (wine grape) is the source of this 2708-nucleotide messenger RNA. RefSeq lists its product as uncharacterized. The record is from RefSeq and is a predicted model, not a curated record. NCBI's taxonomy places the organism in Eukaryota, Viridiplantae, Streptophyta, Magnoliopsida, Vitales, Vitaceae. The transcript has 5 exons. The coding region runs from base 134 to 1690 and encodes 518 amino acids.